Ectocarpus siliculosus is the source of this 501-nucleotide messenger RNA. NCBI's taxonomy places the organism in Eukaryota, Phaeophyceae, Ectocarpales, Ectocarpaceae. The record is from the annotation of a GenBank genome assembly.
AUGUGCGCUGACCCCGAAGCCUUCGCUUUGGCCGUCAAGAUCUUCGCUGAUAGAUACAGGGGCAUGAAGAUUGACUCCAUUGGUGGUUUCGACGCUCGAGGCUUCAUCCUCGGCCCGCCGGUGGCUCUCGCGCUCAACAUCCCGUUCUUCAUGCUGAGGAAAAAGGGGAAAAUGCCAAACGUCAUCGAUGGAGCGGCGUACUCCAAGGAGUACAAGGGGGACGACGGGGCCGGCCAGGACGCCUUGUGCGUGCAGCGCUCGGCGGCCACGGCGGGGCAGCGGGUAGUUCUUGUGGACGACUUGGUGGCAACGGGGGGCACGCUGAUGGCCGGAGUCGACCUCGUGAAAGGGUUGGGUGCUGAGGUGGUGGAGUGCGCGUGUAUGAUCGAGCUGAAAGCGUUGAACGGCGUUGGCAAGCUGCACGAGCGCCAUGCGGACGUACCUGUGUGGUCGCUCAUCAGCGAGAACAUCCUCACCGUCAAGGGCGAGGAGAGCAGCUAG